This is a messenger RNA of Hevea brasiliensis (rubber tree), 1247 nucleotides long. RefSeq names its product transcription factor MYB106-like. Bases 121 to 1098 code for a protein of 325 amino acids. Lineage: Eukaryota; Viridiplantae; Streptophyta; Magnoliopsida; Malpighiales; Euphorbiaceae. The transcript is spliced from 3 exons. The record is from RefSeq and is a predicted model, not a curated record.
AUAACCAUUCCUGGCAAAUAUUUUCUGGUCUCAACGAAGUUAGGCCUAAGCUCUUUUGCUUUCCUUAUUCAGGUGAUAUUAACGUUAUUAUCACUUGGUUUUGGAGUUGCUAGUUAUAAAAUGGUGAAGACUAGUCCCUACUGUGAUCACAAGGUGGAGUUGAAGAAAGGACAAUGGAUUCUCGAAGAAGACCAGAAGCUCUUUGCUUACAUUCAAGAACAUGGCCAUGGAAGCUGGAAAACCUUGCCUGCCAGAGCUGGACUUAAAAGAUGCGGAAAGAGCUGCAGACUUAGGUGGAAUAACUAUCUCAGACCAGAUAUUAAGAGAGGAAAGUUCAGUUUGCAUGAAGAGCAGACCAUCAUUCAACUUCAUGCCCUUCUUGGAAACAGGUGGUCGGUCAUAGCAACAUACUUGCCCAAACGAACAGAUAAUGAGAUCAAGAACCAUUGGAACUCACAUCUAAAGAAAAGAUUACACAAAAUGGGCAUUGAUCCAACCACCCACAAACCAAGAGCCGAUGCCUUUGGCUAUGGUGGAACCUACUCUAAAGACGCUGCAAAUUUAAGACACAUUGCUCAAUGGGAAAGCACUCGUCUUCAAGCCGAAGCAAGAUUGGUCCGCGAGUCACAGCAACUCAUCAUGCCAUCUAAUGACUCUCUCAAAGCUAGACCAAAAUGCCUUGACGUCCUCAAAGCUUGGGAACUUAUAGUUUCCGGCAUGUUCUCCGUCGACGGUGACUGCAAAUUCUCCGGAUUUGAUGACAAUUCAGCCGCUAAAAUACUUAAUGGUGAUCGCAGAGGAGAAUUGCCUCUUCAAGGCGGAAAUAAUGAAGAGGAAUAUUCUAACCAAAUCCAACAAGUGGAAGAAAGAUUGGGUAUAAGUUAUAAGGCAGUGCAUGAAACGAGCACUUACUGUUCCAGUGAUAAUAAUGCAUGGAUUAUGGAAAGUUUUGGGGCAGCAGAGAAUAUUAUGGAGGGAUUUAGGGAUGGUUUGGGUUUUGACCGCGACUCAGUGCUCAUGGCAGGAGAUAGCAGGAAUUGCUGGAACAGCUUGCUCAAUUUGGUAGAUGCUUCAACGUCUGGUUCUCUCCUGUUUUGAAUAGAUGUUUGUGUUUCUUUGUGGGUUAACAAUGGCGAUCUAAUUAAAAAUGAGUACUGAUAUUCCAAGAUUUUAUAAUUUGUACUGAUUAUCUUGCAUUUCAUAAUUUCAAAUAUUGCACUUAUUAGUAGGGUGUAAAAAAAAUCGCU